Messenger RNA from Lolium rigidum, 1106 nucleotides. RefSeq lists its product as uncharacterized. Gene Ontology annotation, biological process: CAAX-box protein processing. The transcript has 4 exons. Gene Ontology annotation, molecular function: metalloendopeptidase activity. Gene Ontology annotation, cellular component: membrane. Bases 1 to 1071 code for a protein of 356 amino acids. The record is from RefSeq and is a predicted model, not a curated record. Lineage: Eukaryota; Viridiplantae; Streptophyta; Magnoliopsida; Poales; Poaceae.
AUGUCCCUCGCCUCCUGCCUAGCCCCUCCCCCUCCGCGGCUCCCGGGUGGUAGGGUUGGGCCCUCACCCCCUCCCCCCUCCUCGCUCGGAUUCGGGCCUAGCAGGGCUGCUCCCGCCACGGGACGGAGGCUGGUUCACACCUCGUGCUUCAGGCAGGGGCAGGAUGGGCCAGCGGCAUCUGAUGAUGGCACCGGCUUCAGGUACAUUGGGCGGGUGGAGAUGUCAGGGGACAAGGAGGUGAAGGGGGGAGAGGGUGGGAGCUCCAACGAGGAGGAGCAGAAUUAUGGAAAUAGAGAUUUGUUCGUUAUUUUGCUCAAGAUAAAGGAAAAUCUACAGGAAAGAGUAACCAGAUUCUGGAAUGAACGCUGGAUGGUACCUUGGACUGGACAAACUAUUGCCCAGGUCAUGUUUUUGUGGAUUGCCACAUUUUGGCUCGUGGGUUCCUGGAUAGUGCCAUUCUUGGCUCAUGCUGCUGGCUUUAGCAAGGAAACAUUGACGCACAGGGGGCAAGCAUUAUAUAGCCUUGUGACGGACAUUACUGAAGGCCUUGCUGGGAUUGCUAUCAUUCACCAGUGCCUUGGUAGAUUCCGUCCCCUUCCUCAAGGUUGGUUUGAGUUCAAAUUGAAGGGCAGAUGGCAUUGGGAUGUAGCAUUGGGAUGUCUGCUAUUCCCAUUGGUUAAUUUGCUUUCUCACAUCAAUAUCAGCCUAGUUCAUAUGUCGUCAGGGCCAGUCGUCGGGAUAUCCAGUGUAGAGCAAUCCAUUGUUGCCCGUGACCCAGUGGCGAUGGCCUUAUAUGCUGUGGUAGUCACUGUGUGUGCACCUAUAUGGGAAGAGAUUGUGUUCCGUGGUUUCCUUCUCCCAUCUCUAACACGAUACAUGCCUCUUCCAUGUUCGAUCCUGGUAAGUGCCGCAGCAUUUGCGCUGGCGCACUUCAACAUUCAAAGGGUAUUGCCGUUGAUAUUUCUUGGUGUUGUGAUGGGAGGUGUCUUUGCCAGGUCACGCAACCUAUUGGCAUCGAUGGUGCUUCAUAGCCUUUGGAACGGUUUUGUAUUCUUGGAUCUGAUGAAGUGAGCUAUGCAGAUAUUAUUGUUGUCCAGCUUUUGAUA